AUGUUGAUCGUGACGAUCAGUGUUCUUCUUUGGAUCGUUCUUUUGGAUGUUGACGAUCAGUGUUCUCUUGUGGUUGUUGAUCGUGACGAUCAGUGUUCUUUUUCUUGGUUGUUGAUCUUGUUGAUCGUGACGAUCAGUGUUCUUCUUGUGGUUGUUGAUCGUGACGAUCAGUGUUCUUUCGGGUUGCUGAUCGUGACGAUCAGUGUUCUUCUUGCGGUUGUUGGUCAUGACGAUCAGUGUACUUCUUGGUGGUUGUUGAUCGUGACGAUCAGUGUUCUUUCUGUGGUUGUUGAUCGUGACGAUCAGUGUUCUUCAUUGUUCUUCUUGUGGUUGUUGAUUGUGACGAUCAGUGUUCUUGCGGUUGUUGAUCGUGACGAUCAGUGUUCUUCUUGUGGAUUGUUGAUCGUUGACGAUCAAUUAUUCUUCUUGCGGUUCUUGUCGUGGUUGUUGAUCGUGACGAUCAGUGUUCUUCUUGUGGUUGUUGAUCGUGACGAUCAGUGUUCUUCUUGUGUGUUCUUCUUGUGGUUGUUGAUCGUGACGAUCAGUGUUCUUUGCGGUUGUCGUGACGAUCAGUGUUCUUCUUGUUGUUGUUGGAUUACGAUCAGUGUUCUUCAUUGUUUGAUCGUGACGAUCAGUGUUCUUCUUGUGGUUGUUGAUCGUGACGAUCAGUGUUCUUCUUUGUUCUUUCUUGUGGAUGUUGAUCGUGACGAUCAGUGUUCUUCUUGGAUGUUGAUCGUGACGGUCAGUGUUCUUCUUGUGUUGUUGAUCGUGACGAUCAGUGUUCUUCUUGUGGAUGUUGAUCAUGACGAUGUGUUCUUUGUAGUUGUUGAUCGUGACGAUAUCAGUGUUCUUCUUGCGGAUGUUGAUCGUGACGAUCAGUGUUCUUCUUGUGAUUUGUUGAUCGUGACGAUCAGUGUUCUUCUCGUAGUGGUUUCGUGA
Acanthosepion pharaonis is the source of this 939-nucleotide messenger RNA. The record is from the annotation of a GenBank genome assembly. NCBI's taxonomy places the organism in Eukaryota, Metazoa, Mollusca, Cephalopoda, Sepiida, Sepiidae.